Messenger RNA from Gavialis gangeticus (Gharial), 3281 nucleotides. It is a transcript of the gene ANO7, whose product is annotated as anoctamin 7. Gene Ontology annotation, cellular component: plasma membrane. Gene Ontology annotation, molecular function: chloride channel activity; protein dimerization activity. The transcript has 25 exons. Lineage: Eukaryota; Metazoa; Chordata; Crocodylia; Gavialidae. The record is from RefSeq and is a predicted model, not a curated record. Gene Ontology annotation, biological process: calcium activated phospholipid scrambling; chloride transmembrane transport. The coding region runs from base 472 to 3123 and encodes 883 amino acids.
UGAGAGAGGCAGCAAAUCAGAAAGGGCUUGUAAACUUGCUAUCUCCCCUGCUUUAUUAGGAUUUCUUCCUCUCCUGUGUGCAACCUGGCAUUUCCCAAGACGGGAAGCAACUGUAAAAGAAAGUUUGAAGCAAAAAAGGGAGAUGAACUGAUAGUACUUCCCUGUCUCUAUAAGUUCAGGGGAAGGCAAGAGAGAGAGAGGAGCCUGGGGCAGUAACCUGGAGGGUGACCCCUUGGCCACCUGUCUUCUCUACACUUGGAACCAAGCAAAAUCACCUCAGCGAGAGCUCUCAGCAUGGAGCUAACCCCUGGAGUCUGCAGCAUGGAUAGGAGGGCAUCCCCAGUGCUGUAGCUCCCCCAGCAGCAGGCACAGUCCAUAAAUCCACUGAGUGCUGGCAACACCAAGAGGCUGUGACGUGGCAGGAAUCAGCUCUGUUCUCAGCAGAAGGUGCUGGUGGCAUGAAGAAUCGCCAUGCCGCGGAAGAAGAUCAAAGAUGACCGCACCCAUCUGAUCAGCGAAGACCAGGAUGCCGGAGAGACCAGUUAUGGGAGCCUGCACCGUGAUUUUGUUGAAAUCUCAGAGGUGAGCAACUCAAGCCAGGGCAAGCAGGACACAGCAAAUGUAUUCAGUAAUGGACACACCAGGAUUGACUUUGUCCUGGUGUGGGAAACGGCUUGCCGGGCACAGGAGGGGCAGGGGGAUGAAGGCAGUGACAGUGAGAGCACGGGAACCUGGUGGAAGACACAUGCCGUCCUCCACAAGUUCUGGCGGAAGAAGUUUCUGAACAAGCUCCAGGCCAUCGGGAUCCAGAUGGAGAAGCAUGUAGCCGAGGAUAAGAAGAAAGCUGUGCACUACCUGCUGCUGAGUGCCCGGUGGAGUGUGCUGUGUUACUAUGCAGAGGAUCUCAAUCUCCGGCUCCCCCUACAGGCCCUGGCCAAUCAGGCUUCAAACUGGUCAGCCCGCAUGCUGAGGCGGUUGGGUAUGCCCAACUUGCUGGCUGAGGAGGUCCCCAACUUACCUCUGGACCACUACACUUGCCAGUUUAAGGUGAACAAGUUGCAAUGGUUCCUAGGGAGUAAGGAACAAGACAGCUUCUUCAGCAGCACGCAGCGGCACCAAAUACUACGUGAGAUUCUGGCCACAACCCCUUAUGGCAACAUCGAGGAGGGGCAAGUUGGGGUGGACCGGCUGCUGAACGAGGGUGUCUUCACUGCUGCCUUCCCCCUGCAUGAUGGCCCCUACAAGGUGCCACCAGAGGGGCUGGACGCCAACACUCUGAAUCAGCGGCAGAUCCUCUUCCAGCACUGGGCUUGCUGGAGAAAUUGGAACAAGUACCAGCCAUUGGAUCACAUCCGCCAGUACUUCGGCGAGAAGAUUGCGUUCUACUUUGCCUGGCUAGGUUUCUACACUGGCUGGCUCUUGCCUGCAGCAGUUGUGGGCACCCUGGUCUUCAUAAUGGGUGUUUUCAUGAUGUUUGAUGACGUACCUUCGCAAGAGAUCUGUGAAAGUGAGGAUCAGUUCCAGAUGUGCCCACUCUGUAAGAAGUGCCCCUACUGGCUGCUCUCCAGCAUCUGCAGCAUGUUCAUGGCUGGCCGGCUUUUCGACCAUGGUGGGACCAUUUUCUUCAGCAUCUUUAUGACCCUGUGGGCAGUGAUGUUCUUGGAGUACUGGAAGCGGAUGAAUGCCACCCUGGCACACCGCUGGGACUGCUCCGACUUUGAGGACAUUGAGGAACGGCCGCGCCCUGAGUUUGUUGCCAUGGCCCCCAUGACGAUGAGGAACCCUAUCACUGGGGUGGAGGAGCCCUAUUUCCCUAAGCGGAACCAGAUCCAUCGCAUCCUAGCUGGAUCAAUGGUCAUCAUCAUGAUGAUUUCAGUGGUGGUUAUGUUCCUCAUCUCCAUCAUCCUCUACCGGGCCAUCAUCAGCCUCCUGGUCGCCAGUUCUAGGGACUUCCGCUUCGUGGCGUCAGCAUCACGCAUUGCCAGCCUCACGGGCUCAGUAGUGAAUCUCAUUUUCAUCCUCAUGCUCUCCAAAAUUUACAUUGCACUGGCCCAUUUCCUGACCAAGUGGGAGAUGCACCGGACACAGUCCAAGUUCGAAGAUGCUUUCACCUUCAAAGUGUUCAUCUUCCAGUUUGUCAAUUUCUACUCUUCUCCCAUAUACAUUGCCUUCUUCAAGGGCAGGUUUGUCGGCUACCCAGGGCACUACGGGACUUUGUUCAGUGUCCGCAAUGAGGAGUGUGGCCCUGGUGGUUGUCUCAUCGAACUUGCCCAGGAACUGCUGGUCAUUAUGGUAGGAAAACAGAUGAUCAACAACGUGCAGGAAAUUGUCCUCCCGAAGCUGAAAGGCUGGUGGCAAAAGUACAAUCUUCACUCCAAGAUGACCAGCAACGAAGCCUCCUCAGCCCCAGUCCCACCAGCGCCCUGGCAGAGCAACUGUGAGCUGUUGGUGCCUGAGGGGCUCUUCGAUGAGUACCUGGAAAUGGUCCUGCAGUUUGGGUUUGUCACCAUCUUCGUGGCUGCCUUCCCCCUGGCACCCCUCUUUGCCUUGCUCAACAACUGGGCGGAGAUCCGCGUAGAUGCACAGAAGUUUGUCUGCGAGUACCGGCGCCCUGUGGCUGAGCGGGCCCAGGGCAUUGGCAUCUGGUUUUAUAUCCUGGAGGUCAUCACCAACCUGGCAGUCAUCAGCAAUGCCUUCCUGAUCGCCUUCACCUCAGACUUCCUACCCCGGCUCUAUUAUCAGUACACCCAUGCCAGCAACCUCCAUGGCUAUGUUAACUUCACCCUGGCAUAUGCCCCAGACACCUUUGUCUCCCAGUACAACAUCACGUGCAGGUACCGGGCUUUUAGAGAAGCGACUGGCCAGUACUCACUCGUCCACUGGAACCUACUAGCCAUCCGCCUGGGCUUUAUCAUAGUGUUUGAGCAUGUGGUCUUCUUUAUCACUCGGUUGAUAGAACUGAUGGUUCCUGACCUCCCAGAGUCGGUGGAGAUCAAGGUGAAGCGUGAACGUUAUCUGGCCAAGCAGGCGCUGGCUGAAAACCAGGUCCUCCUUGAGGCAAAAGGAGGCCUAUCCAAAUCCAGCACAAGAACAGCAGCAAACAAGGACUGGGAGGCAGCAUAACUACGGGAAGGCAGGGAGACUGUUACAGCAUCACCCACUCAAGAGGAUCAGCUGCUGUAGCAGCCUUGUUGAAACAGAAAACAAGGCCCCACAAAUGACAGCCACUCCUCAUCAGCUGCAAAGGGAAGAGUCAUUCAGCUCUAGAGCAUGAAGAUGUU